Mesorhabditis belari is the source of this 1053-nucleotide messenger RNA. The record is from the annotation of a GenBank genome assembly. NCBI's taxonomy places the organism in Eukaryota, Metazoa, Nematoda, Chromadorea, Rhabditida, Rhabditidae.
AUGGCCGAUCCAGCACGCCCGCCCAGCUCGGAAGAGGGCGAGAUUAGCGACGGUGAUGAGGAUUUCGGUCCACGGAGUCCCGACUACAAGCCAAAAUCGCCCGCCUACAAGCCAGCGAUGAAGGAACGAGAGGAAAAGAAACAUCAUCAUCACCACCACCACAAGCAUCAUUCAAGAGAGAUCGAGCAAACGGAAGAAAAUAUCACGAUCACGAUUUCAUCAACUUCAACCAUCCAGCCGGGGCUGGGCGAACGGGAGGCCCAGCUGCGGAACAAAUUGCUCGCAAAGACAAAGGAGAGGACCAGCUCAAGUUCGGAGACUAAAGACGAAAAGAAGGGCAAAGAAAAGGCGGAACGAGCACGAAUCAAGGCACCGAGCAAUGAUGAAGAUGGCGAUGAUGUGGAACAUUUUCAAGUACAACCAAAGGAUGCAAAAACUGAAAAAUCAAAGACUGCUUCCGAUCGAGACAAGGGAUCAAAGCGUGAAAGGAUCGUUUGGCGAGAUCGAACACCAGAGAGAAUUCGUAGCAGUGGAGGAGGAAAACAUUCGGACAGUACAAGAGAUCGACCACGAUACGAUGUCAAUAAAGGUGGAAGGGACCGUCACUCCGAUCGACGAGCAGAUGACAAGGAUCGAGGAGGAGAAAGAUCGGGAAGAAAAGAGGAAAGCAUCAUUGAAAAGCACCGGAAGCGUGAAAAAGAGAAAGAACGCGAGAAAGAGAAGAAAGAAAAGGAUAAAGACCGAAAACGAACCAAGAAAAGCAGAUCAAAAUCUCCCGAUGAAGUCGAAGUGAAGAAAGUGAAAGAAGAGAUCUCAAAGAUGUCCACCGAUGAGACAAAGACGGUGGAAAGUGCUUCAAGAAGUCCGUCGCAGGAAAAAAAAAUCGAUAGUCCGGUACAGGAUCCACACGUGGGAGCCAUUCUCGCAACGAUUCGUCGACCCGGCUAUUCGAAAUGGCAAGAAAAUGACGAGGAAGAGUUGAGUGAACCCGAAGACGAUCAGUCGAACUUGCACAACAAAUCGCCUGCAGAUUCAACGCCCAUUUGCGCGUCG